AUGGCUGACCCAGGUCAUCCUGGAAUGGAUCGUUCGAUCCCACACGAUGACCGAUGGCCCCUUCUCAAGGAAGUCAUCAUCGACUUGUACAUCAACAAAGGGAUGACCAUUCCCGAGAUGGCGAAUCACAUGAAGCUUGUGUAUGACUUUGAUGCACAACAGCCACACUAUCGCUACCGCCUCAAGUUGUGGAAGGUGCGCAAACGGAUCAAGACCAAGGAGAAAGAACAGAUGAUAGUGCAACACGCCCGUCGUCAAAACCCCAGCGCAACCACAUCCGACAUCACAGUCCAUAAGGGAGGCAUCCACAAGAAGCUGUCGGACGCGCAGAAGAAGCAGUUGAGGAGAUACCUCAAGCGCAAACUGGAGUCAGAGUCCUUGCCAAACAUCUCGCCUGGGUUAGACACCGCAAUUUGGUUCCACGACCUAUUUAUCUUCUCCUUCAUGUCGGCCAAGUACUAUGGCAGAGGUCCGACGCGGUGGGAUGCUGAGCUCAUCGCGGCACGAAGCCUUGGUGGGCUCACUACCGAUGGAGCAAGCCACCAGGCUCGCGCCCUGCCCGACAUUUCAAACUCGGCCCAGGCAGAUAUAUGGGAUGAUUCCCUGCAUCCGACAAUGCUUUGUCGGUGGUCAAUUCAUCACGAGGAUGACGUCGAAUGCGACUAUGCAGUGUAUGCACCUUCACCACCGCAUGCUCCACAAGCCCAGGACAUCGAAGACGAGACAACAUGGAUGCCUUGGGAGGGGAAUAAGUCAUCAAGCCUCGGUGAAAUUCUACAGGAGGGGAUGACUUCAGGUUCUUUCACAAAAGCAACGACCGACCUGCCAGUCACAUCAUCGACCUUUUCAGCCGCCUUGGAGCGUUCAAAGGACCAGUUGGAAGCGGAAGCCUUUGCUCUCGCAAUCGCUUCAGGCAAUCAUGACUGCCUAACAGAGCUUGACCUAGAAUGCCUGUCAGGGAACCUGGGAGACUUGUUUCCCUUUCAUCUGGCUGCUACACACCUGCGUGGUGCCACCAGUUGCUGUCUUAUCGCCGAUCAUUUGGUGGAAAACAUGCAUGAUGAAUAUUCCGUCCUACCGCUGAACCGAAACGACCUGUCCCACACCAUCCUCGACUCCCUCAUGAUCACCACCCUGCGCUCACAUACCUCAGUCAGUCCAGCCAUAGUUUGCGAGGCGCUGGGCAAGGCCGGAAGGUUUCCCGGAGAAGGCAUUGACGUUUGUGGGAGGUGGGAUCUAGACUCGCCUUGCGUACGCCGGCUGUUUGCCUCCGGUCGGACGUCGAUCCCCAUGUCCUGGAAACAUCCCUUUUGCCACACUUCUGUCCAGGCGGUAUGCCAUUUCAUCACAGCAUUGUUCUCCAAGCCUUACAGCCCAGAUAUCAACUUGGAGUCUGGAAUCUUCUUCCGGAGGUGUUGCUGCGGAGAGGCGCUCAGACCGCGGCCAUUGCACACGCUGGUCAUGGUGGCGUAUUGUCUGGCGAGUCACGGUGCGCCGGGCGAGACUCUUUUUGGAGCCAUUGCGGUCCUCACCUGCAUGCUCGUGCACAACGCCAACCCCUUGGACGAAGCCGAUCUCGCAGUUCCACUCCUGUUUUUCCCGGGCGGGACCCCAGACACAGGAAACUGUCAACAUACCCCCAUGACUCCCAUAGCCCUUGCGCAUGCGCUCCAGGGGCUACCCCACCACCAGUGGACGUCUGAGGUUCGACUCGGGUGGGAUGUCUUCGUCAUGACGAUGAAGUUGGCGGCAGCUCAACGUUCAAAUGACGAGGGAAUGGGCGCAUCUGAAAGCUUCGCUUGUGAGCAUUAUUAUGAUUCCUAUACUUACUAUGACACAAACAACAAUACAUACUGUGCCAGUCCGGGGCUGGGGCGAAUUUGGGCAACGAUUCAGGCGGAGCUUGUCACUUACAGACGCUUGGGUGAAGAAGAUGCAUGGAUAUCCACCAACUUCGACCUCAGGCAUCUCCGCCAAGGUCUUGAGCUUGGUUCCGAUGUCUCUUUCAUGCCCUUUGUGUUGAGUUCCAUGAUCAAAGGCUUCUCGCACUGCGGUUGGUUUGUCUUUGAGGGUGAAGAUGAAGAUGAAGAUGAAGAUGAAGAUGAAGAUGAAGAUGAAGAUGAAGAUGAAGAUGAAGAUGAAGAUGAAGAUGAAGAUGAAGAUGAAGAUGAAGAUGAAGAUGAAGAUGAAGAUGAAGAUGAAGAUGAAGAUGAAGAUAAAGAUAAAGAUGAAGAUGAAGAUGAAGAUGAAGAUGGCUAUUGUUUCACCCGGAUACAGCCCGUUCCCCGAGCACAAGACGUUUGCUCGUUUUACUUUAUGAACAUGGAGGACUGUUCCCCGGAUCUAGUGCUGCCUAGCAAGCUACAGCCGCUAUCCGCAGUCUAUGUUGCCUUUCCAUCCGAGUUCUAA
This is a messenger RNA of Pyricularia oryzae 70-15, 2409 nucleotides long. RefSeq lists its product as uncharacterized. Bases 1 to 2409 code for a protein of 802 amino acids. NCBI's taxonomy places the organism in Eukaryota, Fungi, Ascomycota, Sordariomycetes, Magnaporthales, Pyriculariaceae. The transcript is spliced from 4 exons. The record is from RefSeq and is a predicted model, not a curated record.